GUCGAUAAUUAACAAAAAAUGUCGUAGCUUGAUGUAGUAGCAUCUGUCUAACAUUUUAAUUACAGCUAAAUUUCUAUUAUUACCGUAGUGUUUAAUGUAUAUUAUGGAUUCGCAUUUAUUAAAUGUAAAUCGUAAGUUUAUAAAGAACCGAUUAGAGGUGCCUCUGUAAUGAUCUCAUUAACAACCCUACGAUCUUAAUAUAUGGCAACACUUUUAUAUAAACUUUUUCUUCUUUAUUUUAUUUAUUGUUUUCGUCUUCUGAAUAGUUUAUUUUUUAUUUUAUUGUUAUUUGUUGUGUUGCGAGGUGCCAGUUUUUAUUUUUAUUAACGCUGGCAAUACAUUUGCUUUAAAAGGUAAUGUUGUAUGUUUUUUUAAAAAUCGUACCAUUAGU
Messenger RNA from Spodoptera exigua (beet armyworm), 391 nucleotides. The record is from the annotation of a GenBank genome assembly. Lineage: Eukaryota; Metazoa; Arthropoda; Insecta; Lepidoptera; Noctuidae.